Molecule: messenger RNA, 2279 nt
Organism: Populus nigra (black poplar)
Lineage: Eukaryota; Viridiplantae; Streptophyta; Magnoliopsida; Malpighiales; Salicaceae
Exons: 6
Coding region: 1093-1923 (276 amino acids)
Biological process (GO): regulation of DNA-templated transcription
Cellular component (GO): nucleus
Molecular function (GO): protein heterodimerization activity
Source: RefSeq, a predicted model, not a curated record
AUUCCUUUCUCUCUCUGUUUUUUUUCUCUCAUGUUUUUUGAACAAAAAAUCGCGGGUUGUCUUUUUUCCUUUCCCUAUUGGUUCUAUCGAUUUUUAGCAAUAUUUUUUCAUGGUAAUGAUUCUGCUACUGGGAUUAGUUUUUCGUUAAUACUAACAUGGGAUUAGUGAAUUAUUGGUAUUUAAGGCACUGUGUAAUCCGUAUUGAGUCUCAGAAUCUGUUUUUGUCCUUGAUAUUGCAUGCCCAUUUUCUUUAUUUAUGCACUGUUGCUUGCUACUGAAUUUGGUGGCCCAUCUGGGGCAGUUUGUUGGAUUGGUUAUGUUUUUAUGUAUUAACGUAGCAGAAAUGGCAAAACAUAAGCGGACCAACUCUUGUUUCUCGUACCAAUUUGAUUAUGUUUAAAGAAUUGCUGGUGUGUAGAGCACGUUGUAAUGCGUAUUGACUCUCUAUAGCUUGCCCUUUACCUCUGUUUUACAUGUCCUUUGCGUGCUGCUGAAUUUGUUUGGUGGCUAAUUUGUUUCAUUACUUUCUUGUUUCCAUCUGGGGCACUUUGCUGGAUUGGUUUUGUUUUCGUGACGUUUUCGGGCUCUAUUUUAUUUAUUUACUAUUGAGAUUUUUUUUUCACGUGCUACCCUGUUUUCUAGGGUUUCUAAAUCGUGAGACAGAUAGAAAAUUUGUUCCAUGCACGUAAUGUAUGAUAGAAGCAUGGUAGUUUCAUUCUGUGAAACAAAAAAUUGUUUCUUACAAGCGCGCAUGUAAGCAAACACAGACACAAAAAUUAACGAGUUUUUAGUCUUACACUGCUAUUCGACGACAUUCGAUUUGUUCUGUACUGAACGGUUGACAUGAAGUUAUCUUCUGCUUCCCUCGUUUCUCACCUUUCCAUGGUUGUUCGAUCCCAAAAGAGCAGAGAACUGUUCUCAGCUAUGAAUUUUGAAUAGGAAUUGGUAGUUUUGUUCCAAGAGCAAAUCCCCUUCUCUCCCCCCCCCCCUUAAGACCCUGCUUCCAAUGCCAUCAGUUCUCGUUUCUAGAAAACCUGUUCCAAAGGCUCCGGCCUCUGAACAUUGUAAGAAGAGGCUCGGAUUAAGAAGAUUAUGCAAACCGAUGAGGAUGUCGGAAAGAUUGCCAUGGCUGUGCCCCUUCUUGUUUCUAAAGCUUUGGAACUCUUUUUGCAAGAUCUAUGUGACCGAACUUACGAGAUAACUCUGAAAAAGGGAGCCAAGACCUUGAAUUCAUUGCAUUUGAAACAGUGUGUACAGACAUUCAAUGUAUUUGAUUUUCUGAGGGAAAUUGUGAGCAAGGUUCCAGAUUUAGGUGGUCCUGAUGCUGCCUUUGAUGAACAUGGCAUUGCCAAAAGAAGGAAAGUUGCUGAUGAUGAAGACAAUGACAGUGACGAGGAGUGCAAUCGAAGCAGAACACAUGAGACUACCCAGACAAGUAGCAGUGGUAGAGGGAGAGGUAGGGGCAGAGGGAGAGGCCGUGGCCGUGGGACGAGAGCCACGGAGAGGGAGAGAGCUGCACAGGAUGGGAAGUUGGAAGAUGAACCAGACAUUGUUCAUCAUAAUGACAAGCACAGUCCAAACCUUGGAAGGCUAGACAAGGAUUAUGAGCCUGAAGAUUUGAAGGAUAAUAUUCCAGCUGGAAGAAAUUUACAAACACCAGUCCAUGACUUUGACCUGAAUUUGGACUUGGAUGAGAAUGGAGAAACAAAACCAGUGCUAGCUUCUGUCCCUGCUAAUUCCUCAACAAAACCUGACACUGUUGUCCCUGCAAGCUCCUCAACAAAGCCAAUUCCUGAAUUGAAGCACGAGGAAGUACCUGGAUGGUCUCUUGCAGAUAUUGAAAGGAUGGAUAUCGAUCCCAUUCAACUUGCGAACUUAAAUACAAGAAUAGACGAGGAAGAUUAUGAUGAAGAAGAAGACUGAAGUUACUAGCAAGUGUUUGUGUUCUGCUGUAUAUGCUUUUUCACAUCCUAUUAAGCAAUGGUAGACAACAGCUAGAAUUUAGAUUACACAGUAGCUUCCCUAGGCAUACAUAGAGAUCAGUUUGUUUAACCAUUCCCAUCUUUGAGAUGGAGCUCAUUAGUCAUUACUUCUAAACGUUUCUGCACUUUGGUCCAUAUAUAGUUUAUGGGAUAUUUAUGUGGCCUUUUCCAGGCCUUGGUCCAUGACAACCACAGUGGUCCUCGUGCCUAGGAAUUGAUUUGAAUUCCCAACUCUUUUGUGGAUAUUGAUUUGAAUUUUAAAUGUAAUUCAAUAAAUAAAAAGUAAUAAAGAACAAA